AAAGAAACGGAGUAAACCUCCUUCCUCUGUUUUUUCUUCUUCUCCUCCUCUCUUAUAUCUUACAAACUAUUCUCAUCUUCAAAGUUAUUAAUAAUCAUAAUAGUUCUUAUAAUUAAACUCCAAAUUUGAUGACUUCUUCAGGUGGGGGAGGGAGGAGUAGUGGUUUAGAUACAACAACAACUUCUUCAAUUGAAUAUCCAAAUUUCUCAUUUUCAACUUCAAAUUCAAAUUCAACAAAUCACCAAUUCAUGAAUUCUUCUUCCUUUUCUGAUCUUCUUGCUACUAAUAACUACACCACUGACAGUACUUUUAGUAAUAGAGGGAGUGGUGGGUAUGCUGAUAGAAUUGGUAGUGGUGGUGGUGGUGGUGUACCAAAGUUCAAGUCAACACCACCCCCUAGUUUGCCAAUAUCACCACCUUCAUUAGCUGUUUCUCCUUCUUCUUACUUUUCUAUCCCUCCUGGUCUUAGUCCUGCUGAACUUCUUGAUUCCCCUGUUCUUCUCUCUUCCUCCAAUAUUCUUCCAUCUCCAACUACAGGAUCAUUUCCUGCACAUAAUCCUUCAUUCAAUUGGAGAAGUAAUUCUCAACAGAGUAAUAAUAUCAACACAAUCAGGCAAGAAACAGAGAGAAGAAAGACAAAUAACUACUCAAUAGUAACAUCAUCAUCUUCAUUACCAUCAUCAAAUGAUUUCUCAUUUCAAACACAAUCAUGGAAUUCAAAUUCAAUAUCAUCUGAUAAUCAUAAUCACAGAAACAUUGUGAAAUCAGAAUUUCCACCACCAUUAUUACAAGGCUUCUCAUCAUUACCAUCCGAUCAUCAAUUCUCAUCAUCAUCAUCAACAACAACUCAACAAAUACUACCUACAAUUCAUCAUCAAACACUAAGAGAGAAGAGAAGAUCAGAAGAUGGAUAUAACUGGAGAAAAUACGGUCAAAAACAAGUCAAAGGAAGUGAAAAUCCAAGGAGUUAUUAUAAGUGUACAUUUCCAAAUUGUCCAACUAAGAAAAAAGUUGAAAGAUCAUUAGAAGGACAGAUUACUGAGAUUGUUUAUAAAGGUAGUCAUAAUCAUCCUAAACCUACUUCAACUCGAAGAUCAUCAUCGUCUUCGUUACAAUCAUCAACCUCAUUACCCUCAUCUCAUCAACAACAACCUCCAUUAUCAUCAUCUUCUUCGAUUGUUGUUUCUGCACUUGCUAUUUCAUCAGACAACAAUCAUGGUGGUAAUUCUAGUUCACAAAUGGAGCUUGUUACAACACCAGAAAACUCUUCUAAUAAUUCAAUUGGAGAUGAAGUCGAUUUCGAUCACUCAUCUGAUCAUAAGAGUAAAUCAAAUGGAGAUGAUUUCGAUGAUCAUCAUGACCAAGAACCUGAAGCCAAAAGAUGGAAAAGGGAGAGUGAAAAUGAAGGUGAAGGAAUCUCAGCUCCGCCUGCAGGGAGUAGAACAGUGAGAGAACCCAGAGUUGUAGUCCAAACAACAAGUGAUAUUGAUAUUCUGGAUGAUGGAUAUAGGUGGAGGAAGUAUGGACAGAAAGUUGUCAAAGGAAAUCCUAAUCCAAGGAGUUAUUACAAGUGCACAAGCAAUGGAUGUCCAGUGCGAAAGCACAUUGAGAGAGCAUCGCAUGAUCUUCGAGCAGUGAUAACUACUUAUGAAGGCAAGCACAACCACGACGUCCCUGCAGCUCGUGGUAGUGGUAUGCAUAGGCAGCAACAAUCCGCUGCUGCCACUACAACAAUGGGCUCGUCCCAUAACAAUGGAUCAUCAGUUGUAAGGCCUUAUACUACAUCUUUGGUGAAUAAUGUCAACAAUAAUAAUAACAAUCAUAGUUAUCGAAAUGAUAAUCAAGGGGGACAAGCACCUUUUACCCUCGAGAUGUUACAAACUAGUCCUGGGAGUUUUGGAUUCUCUGGUUUCUCCAUGAAUACCAAUAACUCUUUCCGGAAUAAUCAACAGCAACAACAACAACAACAGGGUUUUUUCUCAAAGACGAAAGAUGAACCAAGAGAUGAUAUGUUUCUUGAGUCAUUGUUAUUCUGAAACGCAUUCUUUAUACAAUGUGAGAGAUUGUAAUAUAUAUAUAUAUAUAUAUAUAUAUUUAAACAAAAAAGACAGUCAUUUAAUUUGUUGUAAUUGAGAUAGUUUAUGUAUUUGUAAAUUUCUCAGUGAUAUAUUGAUAACAGCGUGUAGUUAUAGAGAUAUUUGAGAUUUGUUUAUCUGUUUUUGAGGCCUAGCUCCAGGCCUUUCUAUGUACACUCUUUUGACAUUAUGAUACACAUAAUUCAAUUUGUUUUCCA
Messenger RNA from Papaver somniferum (opium poppy), 2293 nucleotides. RefSeq names its product probable WRKY transcription factor 33. The record is from RefSeq and is a predicted model, not a curated record. Gene Ontology annotation, molecular function: DNA-binding transcription factor activity; sequence-specific DNA binding. The coding region runs from base 129 to 2036 and encodes 635 amino acids. Gene Ontology annotation, biological process: regulation of DNA-templated transcription. Lineage: Eukaryota; Viridiplantae; Streptophyta; Magnoliopsida; Ranunculales; Papaveraceae. The transcript is spliced from 4 exons.